Molecule: messenger RNA, 417 nt
Organism: Aureobasidium vineae
Lineage: Eukaryota; Fungi; Ascomycota; Dothideomycetes; Dothideales; Saccotheciaceae
Source: the annotation of a GenBank genome assembly
AUGUCGGACGAAAUGCCCCCUUCCAGCACCAACCCCAUCUCUUUCGAGCGCCGUAACAGUCUGGAGAAGGCCAUCCAGAAUCGGCCAGAAGCACAUGAGCUGAGGGAGAGGCACAUCCUCCUCAAUACCAAUGCUGCGCCAGCUCUGCAGGCUCAGCAGCAAGAGCUACAACGUCACAAACUUACCGACAGCUUGAACAAAGCCAUUGCUUCUCGUCCGGAAAAGGACGCGCUGGUCGAACGUAACAUUCUGCCUGACUCUACCGCUGCUCCGGCUUUGCAAAACCACCAGCGUGAGCUGGCUGCGGCCAUGCGUCGUGACUCUAUCGAGAAGCACCUACAGACUCGACCUUCGCCAGCUGAGUUGAUCAAGGAAGGCAUACUCGAAGCCAACGAAAAUCCCUUGGACGAGCCCUGA